GAGUGGCCGAAGACGAGGGUUGGAAGCGUUGGCGCGACUGAGGCGAUGAACUCGUGCGGGACUGUCGGCCAAAGUAACACCAAAAUCGUGGAAAUGGUGUACUCUUUGCUGGAAAUGCUGAGAAUGUCUUCGCCGGACGAGAUGUCGGCCAAACUGCUGCUGAUGUCUCACUCGCCGCAGAUCUGCCACGAGAUGAGACAAUACGGAUGCCUUCCUCUACUCAUUCAACUCAUUCAUCAACAGUCGGACGACGCGGACGAGAGUAAUGGCGCCUCAGAGGACGAGCGCAUCGCCAGACAGCGGACGACUGGAGCGCAAAGAGAGCUGCGGGAGAGGGCGUCGAAGACGUUGAGGAAUAUUGUCCACAAUUCGGCGAAAAGUCGUCGCGAGGUUCGGGUCCUGAAACUCGUCGAAGACUUGCGCUCUUUCGUCAACUAUUUGCGAGUCAACGGCUCGAAGGCGGCGGCGAACGGCGCCUCCUCUGCCGCCGCCAACGGCGACGACUUCACGGAUCACCCGAACAGUUCCGUCGCUUACCUCUUGAAGGUGUCCUUCGAUGAGGAGCACCGGCGGGUCAUCACUCUGUUGGGCGGCGUCUACGCCAUCGCUGAGGUGAUUCAAUACGACUACGAAUACCAUCGAAACGCGCGGAACAACGGCUGCGUCACUCUUCGGCGCUACUCUUUGAUGGCAUUAAUUAAUCUGACUUUCGGUGACUCGCAGACGAAGUCACUGUUGGCCGCAAUGAAGGCCUUCAUGAGGGCGUUGGUCCACAAUCUCGAGUCGCCCGCCGAAGAGCUGAGACAAGUGGCCGCCAGUCUCUUGAGGAACCUCUCGUGGAAAGCGGAUUACAUCACUAAACAGAUUCUGCGCGAAGUGGGAACCGUCGCACUGCUCGCACAGGCGGCUCUCGAGGCGACCAAAGAGUCGACGCUGAAGUCAAUACUGUCUGCGCUGUGGAACCUGACGGCCCACUGCGGCCCUAAUAAAGCCGACUUCUGUCGAGUGGACGGCGCCCUACCGUUCCUCAUAUCGACGCUCACCUACACGUCGGCCACCAAUUCCAUAACAAUCGUCGAGAAUGGCGGCGGAAUUCUACGCAACAUCUCCUCGUUCAUCGUCGGCCACGAGGAGUACCGCGAAGUCCUCCGCAAACACAAGACAAUCGCCAAACUCCUGGAACAGUUGAAGUCGCCGUCCAUUACUGUCGUCAGCAACUCGUGCGUCACGCUAUGGAAUCUGUCGGCUCACUGUCCCAAAGACCAGACCACCCUCUGGGAGGCCAAUGCGGUGCCGAUGUUGAGGAAUCUGACCGCUUCUCGCCAUAAGAUGAUAGCUAUGGGCGCGUCCGCCACACUCAAGAACCUCUUCAACUCAUCAGUUGCUCCAAAGUAUAUACAAAUGAAUGGAAACAGUUGUCUGAACGGCAACUCGUGUUCAAUACCGUCACUACAGGCGCGCAAACUUAAGGCCCUAAAGGACGACAUUAAUUGCGAUCUCUCGGAGACCUACGACCCCAUCGAUAGUCCCAAAGCGAGUCCAUCGCACGAGCCGUACGCGCGCUCCAAGUCUUCGGCGACACUCAAAAGCAACGUUUAUUUACCAGGCCGAAUGUACACCAGUUUCAGUGGACACAUAAACCCGCAUCAGGUCUCCCGUAGCAGCAGUCACGACAGCAUCGGUUCCACGCAUUCAGAACCGGUCGCCAAAUUCAAAGACAUUGAACACAAUCUACGGAGUAUUUAUCCCUUCAGUACGCAAGUGAUGCCACAAAUGUAUUCAACGCUGUCGUCAAACGACUCGCGCGUCAGUGACAAGGAUCUGGACAUUGGCUCCGACUUCGACGCCUAUUGCGGCGAAUCAAACUCGCAGAUGAAUAUAUCGAGCGCUUCGGCGAAGAGCUCGUCGUUCACGGACCCGGAGCUCGACGCCGACCCCGAGCCCACCGACUAUAGCGCCCGCUAUAAGGAGCGUCCGAUCGACGACUUCGUGGCGCCGCGCGCUAACAAACCCGAGGCCACCGGUUGUGAGGACUCCGUGAAGGUGUAUAAGACGGAGGGAACGCCUCUGAACUUCUCGUUGGCCUCAUCCCUGUCCGACUUGCGAGACUGCGCGGGACUCACGUGUAUCGACGAGGAGAAGAGGCACCCGAAGGCCGCCGCCGAUCGCAAGGCUGUGGAGAGCAAAGAGAAGGAGGUAUUGGUGUCGAAGGGACGCUAUUCGCCGACCGGUUCCGAGGGUAUGAUAACACCCGCGGCCGCCGCCGACCAGCGCUCAGCGAAAGUGAUGUUUAAGAAACCCAUUCCUCCGCCGAAACCAAAGUUUGCGACGACUUUAUCGCCGAAGAAGCCGACUGUUGAUGAGAGCGAUGGCGACGACAAGCGCGCGAUGAAGACGUCGAAGAGUGUGGAGUUGUUUGACGACAACUACAUGAAGGCAUCCGUUUCCACGAAUAGUAUCGUCAGCAUUGAUGUGAGCAAUGAAAACAUAUGCGAAGAGACGCCACUCAUGUACUCGAGGAGCAGCUCUUUAGGCUCUUUGAGCGACUGUGACGUCAAGUCAGACGUCUGCCAGAGCUCUGUCGUCAGCGAAUUCAGUCGUCGCGCGUCAGAAGUGGUCUCUCCCAGCGAUAUACCCGACAGUCCGUUAGACAGCCCUCAGCGCCCGUUGAGUCCUAAACUGGCCAACAGUUCGGCGCAAACACAGGAGACAACCGUCGCCAAGAAUUUCGCGACGAAUUCUGUUCACAAGCCGUCGGCGACCAGAGAUACGGAUACUGUCUUCGAGGACCGGCCCAUUAAUUACGCCACGGAAGGCACGCCCGCCAUCUUCUCGCUGUCGACGAGUUUGAGUUCAUUGACUGAAGACAUUAAUGGCAUUCAUAUCGACGACAACAACGACAGCAAAGCGCUUAAAGAAAGCGACGAAUCGAUGCAUUUGUCGGACAUUCUCGAAGUGAAUGACAUUAAGACUGAAAUCAUUUACACUUCGAGUGAAGACGAGGCCGAAGAGCAGCUGUUGGCCGCAUGUAUUUCGUCAGGAAUGAAGACAAUUGAGAAGAAGUCGAACGAUAAGACAAUUUCCGGUAAUUCUCUGCAGAGAAUCGCUUCGAAAGAAGUUGUCUUGAAUUCGAGCCAUUCGUCGAAAGCCGUUCCCAUCGCUCAGCCGCGCAUUACCUCCAGAAACAAGUCUUUGCCGACGUUUUUGGUGCGAUCGGCGCCCGACGAUCGCCAGUCAUAUCUCGAGAAGGACUCCGUUCGAGUGUACGGAACGGAGGGAACGCCUAUCGAGCUGUCGAAGACCAGUUCCAUUAGCGAACUGUCCAUUUCAACGAAUGGAAAGUUUGGAGACAUGUCGACGAAUCGGAUCCACGAGAUAUCGGAUGAUAGUGACGACGAAGAGGUGCUCCAGAAGUGCAUCGAAUCGGGAAUGACUGCCAACCGAAAGCACAGCCAUUCGAGUCAUAAUACUAACCAUAAGUCGAGCAAAAGUACCAAAAGAUCUCCACAAACGCCAAAAACCACUCCAAACGCGUCGCCAAACUCGGGCGCCGUUGCCAUCAAUAAGAAGACGGAAAGCAAAGACAUUAACGCGGAUCAGACGAAGAGGUUCUUCGUGGAGGACACGCCGGUCGAGCUGUCGCACUGUCAGUCACCGCUCAGUGAACUCAGCUUCGAUUCGGACGACCACUUCGAGGACCAGAAAAUACUCAAUGAAGUGAUUACUAGAGGCAUGAAUCAGAAGAAGAGUCCGAAGGGUUCGUCGAAAUCGAGAUCACGUGAUAAGAGGGCAGACAAUAUGACGAAGAGUUGCCAUUCGGAUGACACCAACGACGACACAAUCACUUAUACUGUUUGCCAUAAAAGCGAACGGUUUGCCAAUCGGGAGACCAAUCGGAAACUGAGCGAUAGUUUGAUGACGUCGUCCGCGAUGACUGACUCGAGUUGUCUGUCAGACUUGGAUCACAUGAAACCGCCGUCACUGAUGGACAACUCGAUGUUCUCUUCGUCCGAAUCCUUUUCCUACCGACAGAUCGCUCCCAAACCGGCCGUCAAUGCGGUCCACAAGAAGUCGGACGAGAAGUCGGAGAUACUGUUGGAUAACGUGAAGCCGCCGUCGAUUAUGGACGAGAUAUCUAUGAGUCAGAGCUGCGCCAGUAUUACGUCAGACAUACCGGAGCUCGUGUUCGACGGAGACGUGAAGAAUAGCGACAAAAUCGGCGAAUUGGCCAAAAUGUGCGCCAAUCGGAUCAAUUCAAUGACAUAUUUGGCCGACACUUCAGAUGCGGACGCAAUCGAGAGGAAUGGUCACCGAAAUCGAGUCAAACCAAACCACCUCAACUCAAAGACCAGUUCCACUCAACUCGAGUACGACAUCUCCGACACCGAAGUGUCCGAAGACCUGCCGAUCGAUAAGGAGGCGCUGAACAGUGUCUCGCAAAACGAUAUAAUACUUGAUUUCACGACGUCUUCGUCGACGCUGUUAUCGCUGGAGUCGCCGACCAUUUGUGCGGACGUUAUGACAGACUUCGACGACAAGACACGACUCGCGCGACGAGAGAAGGAGUUAAUGCUAUCGAAGCGACGCUUUUCGCCGAUCGGCUCCGAGGGUAUGAUAACACCCGUCGGCGCUGACGAGCACUCGUCGGUCGUGUCGGACGACUCGGACCCCGACUCCCGGGCCACGUAUAACGUGAACUCUCCGCGAAGGGCGCGCAUUGUCCGACCCGUCGCUCGAAAAUCGCCGAAAGACGACUUCCAAGCGAUGACCCAAACGUCGGUCCCAUUGAGCGCAUCGGCCGUUAGAAACAAAUAUACGGCGAAACCGACGCGCACUUCAGCCCUCAGGGCCUCCCGUUCCCGAUCGGUCGACACGCAUCUCACCGAAGACAUGGCGUUCUCGUCGCAUAAGAGCGCCGAUCGGCACCUGUAUUCCAGUCAUCGCAACAAAUAUAUCGAUUAUAUGACCGAAAAUAACCCGAACUUCGCGUUCAAUGAGCCCCACAACGCAUCCAAACCUCCGAAACCACACAAAAACGACGACAAAGACAUGGCGUCUACGUCUAAGACUCGGGACAAGUCGUUGAUCUCAAACGUUCGCUCAAAGCUGUCGGCGUCGCUCUCGUCGCACGCCUUGGGCUCCAGUAAUGCCAGUCUCUCCUCGUCGUCGUCCAACGGUUUGACGCCUUCGUGCGCCUCCUUUUCGGGUCGACUUCACGUCCAGUCGAGGAUCGCAUCGCUUUGGAAGCGCUCGAAGAGCUCGUCCGUCGAUAAGUCGGACAAAAAGAAGUUAGAUUUGAGUCGAUCCGUAAGCGCCCGCAGAUCGUUUGGAAAGUCGAGUAAAACUGAUCCGAACAGUGGUUUACAGCGGAGUUCGACGUACGAGAAGUUACCGCAAAGUGCUGACGAGGCUUCCCAUGCGGACCACACCUCCAGAGACCAUAAGAAGCAAAUGAACGACAAGUUUAACAACAAUUAUAUCGUUAAACACGAGUCCAGUAGUCAUCAGAAGCGGCAACAGAACGACAAAACGAACGGAAAUUCUGUGUAUUUGUCGUCAAAAUCGGCGAAGACUUGGAAUAAAUUAAAAACGAAUAAGAAUUCAGUUUUGAAUAACAAUCUAAUCAGUGAGACAUUUGUCGGCAGACAUCCAGUUCCUCAAAACACUACCACCACUACGACGUCGGGAACGGCAGCUAAGACUUCGGCCAACUCUCGGCGCACUUGUCUCGUGACCGCCGUUUGAGCCCUGCUUUCAGUCUUUGUAUUGUAUUUGAAAGUCUUUUUUCAUAUCAAUUAACACUUAAAACACGACAAAAAACUUAAACUUUUUUCGAAAACUGCUAUUCAUUAUAAUAUAAUUACUAAUUAUGUUUGCAUUCAGUAAUUAUAUGCCAUUUGUGUUCAUAUGAUUACACGUGAAAUCAGUGCAUAAUUUUAAGUGAAAUUUUAUUUACAUUUAGUUUAAUUGAGAUUAUGUUUGAUAUAUUGAUUGCUAUUUUACUGACACUUAUUAGCGGCCAUACCAUGUAUUGAUAAUUAAUUUUUUCUAUUUAUUUAUCAUCAAUUAAUGCCAUAUUUUUGCCAA
Messenger RNA from Oppiella nova, 6087 nucleotides. NCBI's taxonomy places the organism in Eukaryota, Metazoa, Arthropoda, Arachnida, Sarcoptiformes, Oppiidae. The record is from the annotation of a GenBank genome assembly.